This is a messenger RNA of Strongylus vulgaris, 300 nucleotides long. NCBI's taxonomy places the organism in Eukaryota, Metazoa, Nematoda, Chromadorea, Rhabditida, Strongylidae. The record is from the annotation of a GenBank genome assembly.
AUGAGACCUUACUGGAUAAAGCAGUUCUACGUCAUCUUCAUACCAUUCUCGCUAGUGUACUCGACUUGCUAUGCUAUCUCAGCGACAAAGCUGGUGACCGCGGCUGGGAAUUGGGGUUCAGUAUUCGAAACUGCGCUAGUGCCGAUUGUUAGUAUCGUUUCUGUGACUUGCUAUGUUCUUAUAAGGAGACAUUUUCGAGCAGUUGCUGGUUACACGGAAAAAGUGAGACAGAUGCAAACGCGUUUGGCAACCAGCAUAUACCUUCAAGUAAGUGAUCAAGGCUUUUAUAUUGAGUUAUAG